Messenger RNA from Acanthopagrus latus (yellowfin seabream), 2204 nucleotides. RefSeq names its product death-associated protein (gene dap). The record is from RefSeq and is a predicted model, not a curated record. NCBI's taxonomy places the organism in Eukaryota, Metazoa, Chordata, Actinopteri, Spariformes, Sparidae. Gene Ontology annotation, biological process: negative regulation of autophagy; apoptotic signaling pathway; cellular response to amino acid starvation. Gene Ontology annotation, molecular function: death domain binding. Bases 147 to 464 code for a protein of 105 amino acids. The transcript has 4 exons.
CACCGUUUCCAAACAAUGCUCAGGAAAAAAGCCACGUUGACGAUCCAGACUGAAGUGUAGUCCACAAUUCCGGGCAGAAUAAAACAGGGAUUCGUUUGUCAGACGCACCGGUUCCUUCUCGCCGCAGACCCCAGGUCAGAGCAGACAUGUCAUCGCCGCCGAAGGAGAAGAUCGAAACCAAAGGAGGACAUCUCCCCGCAGUAAAGGCAGGAGGCAUGAGGAUAGUGCAGAAGCACCAGCCUGCUGCCGUCCCAGAGCCACCGCAGAAAGAUGAGGACGAAGAGGAGUACGUCAGCAGCAGCCCACCAAAGGCCCCCAUGAUUGUGUCUGGAGUGGUUACAAAGGGUGAUAAGGACUUCACUCCUGCAGCCGCCCAGGUGGCCCACCAGAAGCCCCAGCCUUGUGUCCCGAAGCUGCCCCCCGGCCAGCACAUCAACCAGCACAUCCACCAGCCCCGCAAGUGAGCCAGGCAGCAGGCUACCACGGCUACACAAACUCCACCAGCCGGCCUUCCCCAAUGGAACACAUAGGAUGAAGAUGUUUCCCCACUCAGGCACAGAUCUCCUUAUUAAUCAGAGGAAUUUAUCAGUAACAGACACCCAAAGCCAACACAGCCAUUCUAGAAGUCCCACUCUAUACACCCCAGCUGCAUCGCUGCUGCACUAUUUGCUCCUCUCCCUAAGAGGAGCGUUUUGACAGUUGUAUCGUCUUAAGGUGGUAUAAGUGCAAGGAGGGUCUUCUAAAAUGGCUAUCACUCUGCGAUUAAACAUAAAUGGACAAACUUGAUUUGGUGGGUUGGGACUCUACUGACCAAUACCACACAUCACAGCAACCAGCCAAUCACAGCAACCUAUCAAUCAGGCCAGCCAGUCACCUCACAGUGAUGAGCCCAGGCUCCAGCCCUCUACCUAUGAUCUUCGCUGACCAAAAGAACCAAUCAACCAAUCAUGAGGUGGACACCCGUAUCAUUAUCGACACAAACCAAAAAGAAAUGCAGGAAGAAGCUUUUAGUUUGCAGAGGUUUCAUGUGUGUAUCGCUUUGUUCAAACUGUUGCCAAAAUGCAUGGAGAGUAGCAAAUACAUAACAGCAUUAACCAAUUAUUAGAGCGGAAGUAUGAUUCACCCCUGACAGGGAAUUGGACCUUUUCAAUACUUAAGAUGCUCAGUAAGGAGAACCAGUUAGAUGCAAAACAUGCCCAUUCCACUGUAAUGAUGGCUGUCAUUACCCAAGGAGCUACUGCAUGCAUGCCAAGAUAGCUAGCUACAGAUAUAGCAGAAGCUAAUAUAGCUUUUGGACCUGUGUCUUAUAUUUCUUAGGACGGAGUGGAGUCUCACUGAUCUCUGAUCUGCUCGACAGUUUUGCCUGCCUUGUUGGAGCUGUAAUCUUGUCCACCCUGGGCAACAACUUUUAAUGCAAACUCCCGCUUGCUUCAUAGUAAAAGUCUCCCAGCAGUGCCUCAUUGCUUAGGUUUUAAGGUUAUUAUUUUUGACUCGCAUGGAUUUGCAUUUUAUCUGCCACACACCAGAGUCCGCUGGAAUCAAAAUGCAGCCAAAAAUGUAUUGAAAUCUAAGGAAAGCCUAAAGAAAGCCAGGUCCUGUGAAGCAGCUGCAGGGUGCUUUGUUUUUGCAGCAACAUCAGCAUGAACAUCACAAGGGAGCAGUGUACUUUUAUUACAAGAUGGACAAAGCGUUGCAGAGAAGCAGUUCAGAAAACGGUGAGUCUCUUCACUGUAGGAUCAAGGUACAUUCCAAGUGUUUGAAAACAGUAUAUCAAGCAUGUGACGGUCUGUCAGUGUAGAAGGAACAUGUAUUACAUGUAUUUCUGCUGCAGGUGUGGCUCAUUGCAUAUCAGAACACGUGUGUGUCAGCCCCCGCGAUCCAGAUCGGCAUUUCCUAUGAUGCAUAGCAACACACGCAAACACGCACCACCCUCUUCCUUAAUCACCCAUCCCCUUACACUCAAGUGUCGUUUGUUGCAACACUAAUGUUCAGGUUUUCAGAGAACGAAAGACAGAAAUUUAUCUUGCCAAGAAGGAAUGAUUUCCUAUGUUUAAUUUAAGUUGAAAGAGUGAAAGAGUUUAUUUUUGUUUUGCUCGGUUGUUCUUCUUGUUCAAAUUGUACAAAUCUUUAGUCAUUGAGUGGACUUAGGUAUUAGGUGUGGUUGUCAUAGUAAAUAAAGAUAUAGACUAUCUUCAAAAAAAAAA